This is a messenger RNA of Tilletiopsis washingtonensis, 603 nucleotides long. Its product is annotated as nucleic acid-binding protein. The transcript has 6 exons. NCBI's taxonomy places the organism in Eukaryota, Fungi, Basidiomycota, Exobasidiomycetes, Entylomatales. The coding region runs from base 26 to 469 and encodes 147 amino acids. The record is from RefSeq and is a predicted model, not a curated record. Gene Ontology annotation, molecular function: RNA binding; translation initiation factor activity. Gene Ontology annotation, biological process: translational initiation. Gene Ontology annotation, cellular component: cytoplasm.
CUCACCACCACCACACAAGCCCAACAUGCCCAAGGCCAAAGGAAAGGGCGGCAAGAACCGCCGGCGCGGAAAGAACGAGACGGAGGGCGACAAGCGCGAGCUCGUCUUCAAGGACGAGGGCCAGGAGUACGCCCAGGUCGUGAAGAUGCUGGGCAACGGCCGUCUCGAGGCGCAGUGCUUCGACGGCGAGAAGCGCCUGGCACACAUCCGCGGCAAGCUGCGCAAGAAGGUCUGGAUUAACCAGGGCGACAUCAUCCUGCUGUCGCUGCGCGACUUCCAGGACGACAAGGCCGACGUGAUCCAGAAGUACACGGCCGACGAGGCCAGAAAUCUGAAGCAGUACGGCGAGCUGCCGUCCGACGCCAAGAUCAACGAGACCGACACGUUCGGCGGCGAGGAGGGCGAGGGCGACGUCGAGUUCGAGGAGGACAGCGGCGACUCGGACGACGACGACCUGGACGACCUCUAGAUGCGUCCUUCCGCCUCGUCUCUGUACCACAGGAUGGUGUGGCCGCGCUUCGACAGACGUGCAUCCGCGCUCUUCCCCUGUCACUACGCCUCUCUCGGCGGCCUUCUGCGCUUCCAUGGCAUCCCGUCUCGGCC